UAUAGUGACAUCAUUUUGAUUGGGAGUUUGUCGUGAGUGAAAAUAAACAAAUGUUAUUGUUGUCGCUAAUGGUAACAAAUUGCUUGUUUUGAAAGAUAGGGAAGCUUUGCGUUCUGAAAAACUGUCGAUUUUUUCUUUGAUCGCAUUCCCAAAGGAAACCGAACGCUCUGGAACCGGAAAUCGGACCCGGAUGAAAUUAAACAGCAACCUAUGAGACUGAAGGAUUUUUGUUUCAAAGCCUGUUUAUGGAAAUCGAUCAAAUCAUCGCUGAGAAAAUUGACAUAGUCGUUUUAUGGUGAACUUGCUGGCGUUAGUACCAGAACGUUUAUUACAAAUAUACGGGUGAAACUCGAAUGAGCUAUAAGAUAUUCAUUCACUUAGAGUCGAAACAAACAAAAUAGAAGAUAUGGAGAAAUUGUUUCAAAAAAUCGAUGGGUCGAGCACAAAAAAACUUUUAGAUAGCGGAAUUACAAGCGAAUCUAUAAUUUUAAUGGAGGAUAAAGAUUUAAUGGACAUCGGAAUAGAAAAAGGUCCGAGAUUGCUAAUAUUGGAAUUCAUAAGACAGGAAAAUAAUAACGCCCAAGAAAACAUAAAUGAAUCGAACUUAAAUGUACUAAACUGGAACGAUCCUCAUUCAACGUCAUCUAAAGCUCGUUUUACUUUUUUUAAUGAAAAAGAAAUAAGAACUGCGUUGGAAACAAGAACAGAUUUUCGUAACACUCUCUAUGGUGAACUUAAUGUUGGAGGGUUACCAAGCAAUAAAAACUUACUUUUCAUGGUCAGAAUUGUGUGUAGUCACUUUUUCGAGGAUCGAAUUCUAAACCAGCGCAGUUACCCCACAGCUUUUGAAAAACACUUGCUAGCAAAGCAAAUUGUGUCAACAUAUCCUCAGUUGAAGAGAAAGAAAAGAAAUGUUAUGGAUCCGGAUGAGGUGUCAGCAGAUAAACGCAAAUUCAACAGGAAUAAAGCCUAUGAUGAUUUCGACUUUGCUUCACAAGAAGUGUUGGAAAUUGUGCAUGCGCGGCUACAGAUUCAAAACCCGAGAACUGCCGCAUUAAUAAUUAAACAAUUUCCUCACAUGACAGCGUAUAAUGGACUUAUGAUUCAACAAUCGUUCGUCCGCAUGACUAGUUUGGAACAGCGAGUGGAUAUGGCGAAUAUUUUACUGAAGUGCAUUCUUUUGAACCGACAUGUCUUCAACGACAUAGAAGAUGAAUACAUUCAAGGCGCUCUUGUAGUAUUCCGUGAGCUUAUGGUUAGAGGCUGCAAAAGACUAAAGGAGGACGAUUCGAUGAGUGUGGAGGAAAUACAAGCAGCACCGUUAAUUCGUUGGGUUGAGGAAUCGAUAAAACACGAGCACCUAACGACCACCACUGCAAGAUAUGAGCCUCACAUCGCUUGUUUCGGCGAUAAGUUUAAAAAGGGUUCUUAUUAUGCCGUCUACGGCACAGAAUCUGUAUCCUGCGGCUACAGUUCUUUGAACUGUAUCGAUGUUUUCAUUAAAGGUUUCACUGUUCUGAAUGUUCGUGUUCCAACACUUCUUAGGAAUUUGAAGGAUUUUCUGGACAUAAAAGUGUACUCGUUGAAAAGUCAUAGCUCCCGGAACUCGGUCAAUAAUCUGUUGGAUGUUUUUGAUAAAGUUGACAAUGCUGAACGUCGAUCGUUGAUAUCAAAUGGUGAUACAUCAAUUUAGGAAACGAUACACCCUUACUGCUGUGCAUCCCAUUUGAGGCUUUUUGAAUUUUUCUGAAUGUAUAACUCGGUAGUAAAUGAAAUGCCGUAACUUAAGAAUAGUACUCUAAUAAUAUGGUCAGUACAUAGCAACCAGAAAAACUACAUAAACUGAACAUUGAACAUUUUGUAUUUUUUUUCGUGGAAAAAUAUUGAGAAAUAAGUCGGUGAAGAGGUAUUUUUGAGGACGCUUCUUAAAAAUCAUGAUUUGCGGUGUCCACUGUAUCCCAGCGCAGACUAAUCAGACGUAAACAAAUGAACGCGGCAUAUUUAGAGAACUGUUUCUAUUUAUAAGUUAUGCAAGUUGCUGGUCAAACGAUCCGAUUUCAGCUAUGCUGGUCCCCGGUUCUCGGCUCCCGGUUCCGGAAGUGUCGGAAAUAGUGGUCAAAAACUAAUAAACGCAACUCUCUACAUUUUCUCAAAAACAACUAAGUCGAUUUUCACAAGUAUUUCUAUUAACUUAGUUUAAAACUGUUCAAAAUUGAAAAGGUUUGAUAAUGUAUGCCCAAACAAACUUUUUUAUUCAAGUUUUUUGAAUAAUCCCUUAGUAAUAUUAAUGAAAACAUGAGUUAUAUGAGAAAGGCAUUAUAGCACCACUAGGUGGAUUAAAACAGAUUUUUACGACUGAAAAAAAUCUCAUCUUUCAUUGAACGCCCGUUAUACAACAUUAUUUAAUAGCUAUCGAAGCGAAACAAAAUUUUAACGGUAGUUCAGUGUCAUAGGUAUUUAUUUCAGAUUGCAUACUUCGGUUUGAUAUUGGAAUUAUUAAGUGUACAACUUUGCUUCCGCCGUUUUUUUUUUUAAUUUAAAGCUUUAUUGCGAAAAAGUGCUUACAGAUGUAUUAUUCAAAGUAUUGUCCGUCGCUAGCGACAAACUUUCUCCCAUCUUUCCGGAAAUUUUCGGAUCCCGGCUAGAUAAAAGGAGUCCUUUUUUGACGCUAUCCAUGAAGCAAUCCAUUUUUCCAACUCU
Malaya genurostris is the source of this 2700-nucleotide messenger RNA. RefSeq lists its product as uncharacterized. The transcript has 13 exons. NCBI's taxonomy places the organism in Eukaryota, Metazoa, Arthropoda, Insecta, Diptera, Culicidae. The record is from RefSeq and is a predicted model, not a curated record. The coding region runs from base 407 to 1693 and encodes 428 amino acids.